UGCCUUGGCCCGGGGGCAUUAUUUCAAUAUUGUGUCUGGCGAUGAACGUGUUAAAAGUAAGCCCCAUUAUGGUUGUGAUAGACGGAUCCAGCUGCAGUGAACGUGUUAAAACGACUGUCAGUCAGUAUUCAAAUUUAAUAUGACGAUCCUGAAGUUAGGCAGAAAAUAUAAAAAUACUCUAGUUAUGAGUUAUCCUUAGACAAGGAAAGAAGAAGAGUGAUCCAUUGAUUGAGGUUAUGUUAUAUUUGACAGACUAAAGAAUAAUAUAAAAGUGUUUAAAGUUUAAUUUAUUUUAGUUGAUUGAUAUAAUGUUUUGAAUAUAUGACGGGAAGCAUUUUAUAAGAGCUUUUCAAGAAUUUCAACAAUAAAAUCGAAGAUAAAACAUCAGUUCUUAGGAAACAAUGGCUAUUAACGAAGGAAUGAAAAUUGAAUAGCCUGAGAAUUGACAGGCAGAGAUUGAUCCUAAUCAAGUGUUGCUAAGAAGUGCUAAAAAGUGAUGAGCUCGACAUCUAAUUGUGAAGAUCAAACCAACCAAGAUGCAGCCAGUGAUUUGUCCGAUGAAUCAAAAAGGAUAAAUUUAGAUCUAUGGGAGGAGUCCCUGUCUCCGGAGAAUGAUGAUGUCUUGCCAGAAGUGUUGAAGUUCUCAGAAUUGUAUGAAGAAGACAAUAGCCGCGACAGUCAUGUAGUAAAUGAGGUAUUUAUGUCUGAUGUACCUAGUGAUGAACUAAGUAUCCUAGCAAGCAAUGCCGAUAAAGACAGUUUGCCAAAAACCAAAGAAAAUGAGCAAGAUGUAGAAAACGUUGAAGUAGACAAAUGUGAAAAUGGUGAGGCAUUCACUAGUGAUUAUGAGCGAGAUGUAGAAAACAUAGAAGUAGAAAAACGAGAAAAGAGUGAGGGAUUCGCCAGUAAGUACAAGACAGAUGUAGAAAAUGUAGAAGUAGAUAAACAUGAAAAGAGUGAGGCAUUUGCCAGUGAGAAUAAUCCUUUCAAAUCUAACACAGAUAGCAAAAAACUGUUUACUCCUGGAAAUAACUGGGCAGUUCCUGGUGAGUACAACCCCUUUAACACUACUGCAGAUCGUUCCUUAAAAGAAAGGAAUCAAUUAAAUUGUGACACCGUUAGAAAAAAAUUCGCUGUUAGUAGUAGAAGUCAAUUGAUAGACUAUGGAGAAAUAAAACUACGGUUUGAUCCCACUGAAAUAAAUCCUUUUGCCAAUAAAAAUAGUCAAUGUAGUGAAGAUACCUCCAGAAACAAUUCCGUUGUUCGUGAGAGGAGUCAAUUGAUAGACUACGGAGAAAUAAAACUACGGUUCAUUCCCUCUGAAAUAAAUCCUUUUCAAUGCAUUAUGGACCAAUUGCAUUAUGGAUCCCAAGGAAGAAGCCCUUUAACAAGUGGAAAACGUCAGUUGCAUGGUGAAACCAAAGAAAGAAGACCUUUCAUUACUGAAAAAAAUCAAUUGCGUCCUGAAUUCCAUGAAGACAACCGUUUGGGAAGUAAAAAAAGUCGCUUUUCAAGUGAAACCGAAAGAAGCUCUUUUGGGGAAAGCCAAAGAAGAGGACCUUUCAGCACUGAAAAGAAUCAAUAUAGUCCUAAAUUCGAUGAAGACAAACGUUUGGGAAGUAAUGGAAGUCGUUUUUUAAGUGAAACUGGGAAAAGCACUUUUAGCAGUGAUAAAAUUGAAUUUCGGCAAGAAUUAAAUGUAUUUAAGAGUGUCAUGAAUCGCCCAGAAAUGCGUUGUGACGAAGAGGACACCGAUAGAACGACAUUGAUUGUUCCUGAAGGAUAUCCAAGGAAAAAAUUCACUAGAUUAGAAGUUACAGUUUUAAAGGCGUUGCUACAGAAUCACGUUGCACAUAUUACUCAGGAGGGUGCCGUGGGGCUAACGCUUGUACGCACUAAAAUCCAAAACGGAACAUGUUUGGUGCUAUGUAAAGACCGGUACACGAAACAGUGGCUAGAUAAUCUAGUCCCGCAGUUAAAGCGAUAUAAUGGAGAGCCAAUGAGAACUUGGACAGUUGAAGGAAAUUUGAAGGAAUCUCGUACCACGAUAAACAAGGGUAAUUUAGUUAGAGCUAAGAUUUGGUUUCCUCGUUCAUGUAUGAUGCCAGCAGCUGUUGUUCUUCUACAAAUAGCAGCUUUAAAUCCUGGUAUAGAGACAAAUCAUUGGAAUAUACUCAACAAGACUCCAAAGUAUAUACGCUUAGCAAUAACUCAGAAAGACGUUGUUUGUCUUAAGAAGUACAACAUGCAAGUGCGAGCUGCUGAAGGCCUGUUGAAAAUAGAAUUAUACCAAUAAUAAUUGUUCAAAUAAAAUGGCAGCUACCAUUUUCAACGUAUCUAUAUAUAAGGAAACAGAUAAGUAAUUCUAAUGGAUGUUCUUCAAGACAGAAAAGUUGGUUUUGUUUAUAUAAGAAUAAAAAUUGUAUUAUGUCCGUGACAUACUUAUAUUUCUAUAUAAAUAAAAAAUGUUAUUAUCGAAAA
Messenger RNA from Diabrotica virgifera virgifera (western corn rootworm), 2481 nucleotides. RefSeq lists its product as uncharacterized. The record is from RefSeq and is a predicted model, not a curated record. The coding region runs from base 497 to 2296 and encodes 599 amino acids. Lineage: Eukaryota; Metazoa; Arthropoda; Insecta; Coleoptera; Chrysomelidae. The transcript has 3 exons.